AUGGACGCGAGAGUGACGAGAGAGUUGGAGCAGAAACCCAAACAAUUGUCAAAAAAAUCGAACACUCACCAUAGGGGUCGCAAAAUAGUCGAAGACUUACCGCAAAACAGUCACGACUCACGGGUACUCUUGCCUCCUCACUCUUACCAAAACGAAACCGAUAUCACGGAGCAGAAACCCCAAACAAAAUGGAUGAGAGAGUGGAGCGGAGUGGUGAAAUCUAAAGAGAAUCUUCGUUCUUUUCGUUGCUUUCCUUAUCUCCGAAAGAUUAUCUCAUUGUCUGUUUUACAUGUGAGAGUUAUUGACUUUAAGGGUGACAUUGUGUUAGCCCAGUUGGGUAAUUGGAUUUGCCUUAUAUCACUUAAUUUGUCCCUUUCAACAUAUGUAAAUAUGCUUGAAGAGGAGUGUCUUUUUAGAUCUCCAUCGUUGCUAUGUAUUUUUGUUGGCUUCUUGCUAUAUCCUGUUGUGUCAGCUCUGAUACCAUUGGGUUCCAAACUCUCUGUGGUUGACAGGAACUAUUGGCUUUCCUCCAAUGGUGAUUUCGCAUUUGGGUUCUUUAACAUUUCAGAUGAACCUAACCAGUAUAGUGCUGGCAUUCGUUUCAAUUCAAAGUCUAUGCCAUAUGACCAACAAACAGUGGUCUGGGUUGCCGGAGCUAAUGUCAAAGUGGGUAACAGGUCCUAUUUCCAAUUCACACCUGAAGGGGAACUGGUCCUGUUUGAUUCCUUAAAAGGAUCCACUGAAUGGAGGAGUGGAACUGGCAACAGAGCUAUUGUUUCAGCUUCUCUUCAUGACGAUGGCAAUCUUGUUCUGAUAGACACAGAGCAAAACAUCAUUUGGCAAAGUUUUGAUACUCCUUCUGAUACACUACUUCCAGGACAGAGUUUAUCUGUUUAUGAGAUACUUCGGGCUACAACCAAGAAUGCCACAUCCAGUUCCUACACUCUUUACAUGAAUCCUUCUGGUCAAUUGCAGCUUCGCUGGGAUAGUAAUAUUAUAUAUUGGACAAGUGAAAUCCCUCCUUCUGCUUCAAAUAUGACUGCAAUUCUUACGACUGGUGGAGCUUUGCAACUUCGAGAUAAAAGUUUGACACCCUUUUGGAGUGUGUUUGGAGAUGACCAUAAUGAUUCUGUGAAUUACCGAUUUCUUAGGCUAGAUGUGGACGGAAAUCUCCGGUUGUAUUCAUGGAUUGAAGCUUCACAAUCAUGGAGAUCAGUUUGGCAAGCUGUUGAGAAUCAGUGCAAAGUCUUUGCAACAUGUGGUCAGCGUGGUGUCUGUGUCUUCACUGCUUCAGGUUCUACUGAUUGCUGGUGCCCCUUUGACGUAAGUGAGUCCAACCAAUGUUUGAUUCCAUAUGAAUACAAGUGUGAAUCUGGAUACAGCAUGCUUACAUACAAGAAAACAUAUUUGUAUGGAAUUUAUCCUCCUGAUGAUUCGGUUGUUAUAAGUAGUUUGCAGCAAUGUGAGCAGUUAUGUCUGAAUGACACGCAGUGUACAGUUGCAACCUUUUCCCACAAUGCUCCAUAA
Sphenostylis stenocarpa is the source of this 1527-nucleotide messenger RNA. Lineage: Eukaryota; Viridiplantae; Streptophyta; Magnoliopsida; Fabales; Fabaceae. The record is from the annotation of a GenBank genome assembly.